AUGUCCUCAGUUGCUUUUGAUUUUGAUGUAGAUCGUUACAUCAACCCCUUCGUUCCUCGCUCGAGGCUCUACCUCCUCCCGAAACCGAUAUCAUGGUUUCUUGGCUACAGAUCCAAACACGCGCCAUCUCUAGGGAGUGUCCUAGUUUGGUGGUGGGCUUUCAUAGGAGCUUUCUGUAGUAUCCUUGUCAUUGAAGCUGUAUUCCAGACCACGACAUUCAAGAUGGAAAAAUCCCCUGUUGUAAUUGCUAGCUUGGGAGCAGCCGCAAUCCUAGAGUUCAACACCAUCGAAUCUCCUCUUGCUCAACCCCGCAAUUGCUUUUUGGGGCAGAUUCUUGCUGCUGUGAUUGGUGUCAGCAUCACCAAGUUAUUCCAGCUCAAUUCAAACUUCGAGAAUCUGCGAUGGGUCGCUGGGGCCCUUUCUGUUGGUAUAACAUCUGCUGCCAUGGGUUUCACGAACACAAUCCAUCCUCCUGCCGGCGCAACCGCGUUGUUGGCUGCUACAUCAGACGACAUCACGAAUUUGGGAUGGUUCUUGGUUCCAUUGAUCAUUCUUGGAAGCAGUUUGAUGUUGGCUGUUGCCUGUAUAAUCAACAAUAUCCAGAGACAAUUCCCAAUGUAUUGGUGGACGUCAGCAGAUUUGAGUGCACCGAAGCAAAGCGAUUAUGAGAAUCAGAAGGAGGAGAGCAAAGAAGAUGUGAUAAGCGAGAGCGCGAAGAUUGUGGUUGAUGAUGAGAGGAUUGUCAUGCCGAGUUGGAUAUCUCUGGAUGACGAGGAGAGGUCCAUGCUGGAGGUCUUGCGCUCAAAGUUGCAGGAGGGACUGAGAGGAACUAAGUCGAGAGAUAUACUUAAUGAAGCCCGCUAA
Messenger RNA from Mollisia scopiformis, 864 nucleotides. RefSeq names its product HPP family protein-like protein. Bases 1 to 864 code for a protein of 287 amino acids. The transcript has 3 exons. The record is from RefSeq and is a predicted model, not a curated record. Lineage: Eukaryota; Fungi; Ascomycota; Leotiomycetes; Helotiales; Mollisiaceae.